This is a messenger RNA of Ostertagia ostertagi, 735 nucleotides long. The record is from the annotation of a GenBank genome assembly. NCBI's taxonomy places the organism in Eukaryota, Metazoa, Nematoda, Chromadorea, Rhabditida, Trichostrongylidae.
AUGGCUCGGUCGAGAUCACGUUCACCAAGACGAGAUCGAAUUGAUGAUAGAAAGAAAAAAGAUAAGAAGCGAAGAAGACGAGAUGGAUCAAGCGACACUUCUGAAUCACAUAAACUCGGAAGCAUACUCCGGGAGCGAUCACGACGAAGUCGGAGCAUCAGCCGAGAAAGAGAGCGGGAUCGCGAGCGAGAACGAUCGGAGAGGGAUCGCGAUCGUGACCGGGACAAGGACCGUGACAAGCGAAGGCCUGUGUUGUCUUCGGAGGUGGAGCGAGAGCUCACAGGCUCUUUUGAUAUUUCCAAUAUAUCUACGGAGGCACGGGAAUGGCUCGAAGAGAGAAUUGCUGAACAGGUCCUCGAGAGGGUGAAGAAGUUGGAAGAGGCCAUGACGGAAAGCCAAAAAAGAGCACGAGCGGAGGUGGAAUCUCGCUUGAGAGCCCAAAUACUUGGCGAAAUGGAAGAGGAAAUGGCUUCCAUACGCAAGCGAGAAGAAGCCUCCAAGGCAAAGUGCGCCGCUCUUGAGAAAGAACUCGAGGAGAAAGUGCGGCAAGCCGAUGAGAGUGAAAAAAGGUUCAACGAGGAGCGGCUGGCAAUGCUUGCGGAACGAAGUGCAUUGGAACGUGAAAGGCAGGAAGUACUCCGUGAAAAGACUGCGUUGCAGAAGAAUGAACAACUUGCCAUCAUCAACAAGGGUGGAGCCGUUCGACCUCCAAUAAAGUUCUCAUUCGGGAAAUAG